Messenger RNA from Protopterus annectens (West African lungfish), 2195 nucleotides. RefSeq names its product tudor domain containing 7 (gene TDRD7). The coding region runs from base 1 to 1875 and encodes 624 amino acids. The record is from RefSeq and is a predicted model, not a curated record. The transcript is spliced from 11 exons. NCBI's taxonomy places the organism in Eukaryota, Metazoa, Chordata, Ceratodontiformes, Protopteridae. Gene Ontology annotation, biological process: spermatogenesis.
AUGAUUGACAUUUUUGACAUCACAAGGUAUGUUGGAAAAGACUACUCUGGUGCUCAGGAGGUGAUGGAGGAUGAAAUGAAAGAAUAUUACAAGAAAAGCAAUACAGAGAUGUUGCUGCGGUCAUUAGCAGCUAAACAGCUUGUAGCAGCCAAUGCAGAAGAAGAAACAUGGCUAAGAGGGGAAGUUGUUUCCAUUGAACAGGAACAAGCAAAAGUGUACUAUGUUGACUAUGGGUUCAGUGAAGUGAUAGAGAAGAAAAAGCUUCGGAAGCUAAGUAGCCAGUUUUACUCCCUACCUUUCCAAGCUACAAAAUGUAAAUUAGCAGGACUUGAGGCAUUUUGUGACAAUCCAGCAGUUGUAAAGGAAUUUGAGACUGUUGCCUGUGGAAAGAUACUUCUGGUGGAAAUAUUGGAAAGAAGCGCUAUCCCUCUUGUUGUUUUAUAUGAUACAUCGGGAGAUGAAGAUGUCAAUAUUAAUGCAGCCUGCUUGAAGGCAAUACAAGACAAAUCCCUUGAAGUUAACGUGAAGGUGAACUCCUGUCAUACGUAUGUGAAGGUGACGUGUGUUAGCUCUAGUGGAACCAUCUAUUGCCAGAUCCCUUCAAAAGGUUUGAAAAAGCUCACAGAGACCUUGGAACGUGUUGAUCAGUAUUUCAUAUCUCGGCCUGUUACGUCAGACCAAUUUCUGUCAGUACCAUUUUGUGGUAAAUGGUGCUUAUUAUUUCAUGAAGGAAAAUGGGUUCGUGUGGAGAUAACAAGCAUUCACAGUAGUCGAGCUAUAGAUGUACAGCUGUUGGAUUCUGGGGCAGUAGCUUCUGUGAAGGUGUCCGAUGUCAGAGAAAUUCCAUUCCUGUUCCUUCGUGAACUGAUUGAAAUACCACCACAGGCUGUGAAAUGUUGUUUGGCAGAUCUGCCAUUUCCUAUUGGCAUGUGGACACCAAAUGCUAUACUGUGGUUGAGAGAGACUGUGAUGAAUACUUCAGACUGUAGUCUAAAGGUGAUGAAAGUUGAGGAUUCCAAGAAACUGGUGCAUAUUUACUUGUUUUCACCAAAGAGUUAUCCUAAUGCAGAUCGUAGUAUUAAUCAGCAACUCUCAAAUGCUGACCUCUGGACACACCAGAAAGAUGUUUACCUGAGUUCAGAUAGUUCUACCAUUUCCAUUAAUUCCAAAAACGUUAGUUGCUCUACUACUGUAUUGCAGGAAGAAAUCUCUAAGAAAGACUUAAACAGCACAGUAAUAGUGUCUCUUGUGGAAUAUACUAAUGCCACAGGGAUUCCUGAAAUUCCUCCAACCUUCCCCUUACCUAAGCCUGGUGAACAAAUAGAUGUUUAUGUUUCUGUGGCCUGCCAUCCUGGCCAUUUUGUAUUGCAGCCUUGGCAAGAACUACAUAGGUUAGAAGUUCUCAUGGAAGACAUGAUUUUGCAUUACAAUACAAGAGAAGAAAAGCCAGUACCUCUUGAGAAGAACAAAAUAUAUGCUGCAAAAGUGGACAAAAAGUGGCAUCGUGUCUUAGUAAAAGGACUUCUUACAAAUGGCUUGGUUUCAGUAUAUCAACUAGACUAUGGCAGACAUGAGCUGGUCAGUUAUGAAAACAUACGUCCCCUCAUUGGAAAGUUCCGACUGCUGCCUUUCCAGGCCAUUACGGCACAGCUUGCAGGAGUGGACCGCGGCCAUUGGUCUGAGGAAGCUUCAAUUCUUUUCCGCAAUAAUGUAGAAAAUAAGCCUUUGGUGGCUGUAGUCCAAGAAAUUCAUGAAGGCCAGACUUUUUGGGAUCGAAAAAUAGUUACAUUUUUGGUGGACACAUCUCUUCCAGAUACUGAUGUAUGGAUUCAUGACCUCGUGUGUGAAUACAUAGUGGGAAUUUCAGCAUCCUAAUACCCUUCCUAAAAUUAUAUUUUUUUAUUUCUAGUUUAUAGCACUAACAAUUGAAAAUGUAGCAUGAUACGUAGUAAAGGCGUGAGCAAAUUUUCAAUUUAUAGUUGAUUCAGAUAAAUCAGCAGCACCACAACAGUGUGGAAAUCUGCCCAUUUUGUUUUCUGUAAACUAUACUUAGAGCAAACUUUUGUUUAUGUAUAUACAUUAUAAAUAUGUAUUUAAAAGCAAUUAUUUUAAAUAUUUGCACUAUAAAUAAUAUUGGCAUAACAUUAAGAGGAAUUGUCAAAGUGGUGGUAAGAAAUAAAAAAGUCUGUCUUCUA